AGCUCCUGGCCUCCAGGCUUCUCCCACCCAUUGAGGUAUUGACUAACCUAUUUCAGGUGUCAGCACUCAGGUUCCCUUAUAAAGGUUCGCUGUCUCCUAUUGAGGGCCAUUUCUUCAUCCUCUCCUGGCGCGCUUUCUGGGGACAGCGCCAAGCCAAGAUGUGUACGAAGACCGUUUCGCUGAAAAAGUUCUCAUGCGGCGACGAGAAAGAAGAAACUGUCAAUUUUGAGCCCUGCGGCGAAAUGACCAAGGAAGGCCACGAAGUCAAAGUUAUUACCUUGGGCUCCAAAAGGCGUCUACCGUACAUUGGCAGCACUUCACACUUUUUCGGUGCGGGCGAUGGUGUGGUAGUAAAGUCGCCCAUGAAGAUUUGGGAAGCGAAUGCCAAUCGCCGAGCCCUGGAGGCGAAAAACGCCGAAGCGAUUGAUAUGGAGCGACAAAUUUUAGAGAGACUGGGUCAUCAUCCCAGAAUCGUUCCAUACCUGGGAGCGUAUGGCAGCUCCUCCAUCAAGCUUAGCGAAGCCAGCAAUGGGACUCUGCAGGCGUAUUUGGAGAAGCAUAAUUCAAUAAUCGGGGAGCGCCUUCGCUACAAAUGGUGCAUAGAGCUGGCCGAAGGCUUCGCAUUUAUACACUCGAAAGGCGUGAUACAUUCCGACAUGAGGCUCGAUAACGUCCUUGUGAACGCCAAGCUAGGCCUCUGGCUCUGCGACUUUGGUGGAUCGACGUGCGACGCGCUGGGAUUGAAUGGCGGACACUUUCCGGACGACCCGUUCUUUGACCCACGACUAGGUUUCGUCUCAACACCAGCGACCGACAUCUUUAGCCUGGGGACCCUGCUGUUCGUCAUUCUUACGGGGCACCUUCCCUUCGGAACAGGCCUUAAGGGGGAGCCGUUCGCUAACUGGCGUGCUUAUGAAGAACAUGUGAACGAGCGUUUUAAGGCAGGAGAGUUUCCGGAUGUGGCGGGGUUAACGGGCGGGAACGUUAUUUGGAGAUGCUGGCACCACAAGGACUUUGGAUUUAAAACGGCGGACGAUGUAGUCGUGGUUCUGAAGUCUCAACUACUCAAGUAGAGAGUAUUUAGAGCGCUGGAGCACUACAGAGCCUGCAGCAAGAGAAUUGCUAUCUGAACAGGCCUCCGAAUUAC
Trematosphaeria pertusa is the source of this 1147-nucleotide messenger RNA. Its product is annotated as kinase-like protein. Gene Ontology annotation, cellular component: cytoplasm. Lineage: Eukaryota; Fungi; Ascomycota; Dothideomycetes; Pleosporales; Trematosphaeriaceae. Gene Ontology annotation, molecular function: ATP binding; protein kinase activity. The transcript has 5 exons. The record is from RefSeq and is a predicted model, not a curated record. Gene Ontology annotation, biological process: protein phosphorylation; signal transduction. Bases 159 to 1073 code for a protein of 304 amino acids.